Messenger RNA from Anneissia japonica, 1243 nucleotides. RefSeq names its product DNA-3-methyladenine glycosylase-like. Bases 222 to 1118 code for a protein of 298 amino acids. The transcript has 4 exons. The record is from RefSeq and is a predicted model, not a curated record. Gene Ontology annotation, molecular function: DNA binding; alkylbase DNA N-glycosylase activity. Gene Ontology annotation, biological process: base-excision repair. NCBI's taxonomy places the organism in Eukaryota, Metazoa, Echinodermata, Crinoidea, Comatulida, Comatulidae.
AGUCCCUGUCGUAUAUGGUUUUUUAUGCCACAGUCAAGAUUCACUCACGAAUCUCAUUUCAUUAGGUCUAAUUUCUCAACAUUAGUAAUGUUGACUUUAUUAACAUAAGUUUUCGUGAGGAGUACUACGAAAACUAUAGCUUUUUGGUAUCUUGGCACACGGCCUCUGUCAUUAUGCAUUGCUAAUGCUAGGCCUGGUUUUGUCUAUCUACUGUACACUGUAUGCACUGCAUCCCACUGCUGCGCCUGUAUUGCAUUCUGCCCCGGCUACAGCUUGGUAGAGUGGAGACUUUUCAACACCUAGCAAUGUCCAAGCAAGCAAAAGAAGGAAGGCCAUCAAGAAGACAGGCAAAGAAAAGAAAGAAUGAAUGCGAGUUGAAUGCUGCAAGGGCUGUGUCAAGAGUUUCUAAACAUCAUGCUCCUGAAGGCAAUACAAGUAAAUACUUUUCAAACAAAACUACAGAUGAAAAACGACUUGGACGAGAUUUUUUCAGCAAACCUUGUGUAACACUAGCUAAGGAGCUGCUUGGAAAAACUCUAAUUCGUGUCCUUGAUUCUGGCGAAAAAUUGUCCGGGACGAUAGUAGAAACGGAAGCGUAUUGUGGGAAAGAUGAUACUGCAUGCCACUCCUAUAAGGGCCGAAGGACUGACAGGAAUAAAGCGAUGUUUAUGGAGCCAGGAACUACAUACGUAUACCUGAUAUAUGGAAUGUAUUGUUGUCUUAAUAUAUCAAGUGAAGGUGAGGGCAAUGCCGUGUUAAUCCGUGCACUGGAAACCAUUGAAGGCUUGUCAGAAAUGCAGGUUCAUCGACAGAGACGUCGUAAAGAAACAUCAAAACCUUUGAAACCCCACCAGCUCUGUAGUGGUCCAGGAAAGCUAACGGAUGCCCUUCACAUCACAAAAUCUCAGGAUCAGACUGAUCUUGUCACAUGCCCAUAUAUGUGGAUUGAAAAUGGAGAUGUCACGGUAGAUAGCGGAGAGAUUGUCUCAUGUCCAAGAAUUGGAUUAGACUCUGUAGAAGAAACAUGGAGGCUUAAACUGCUUCGGUUCUAUAUAUGUGGUAACAAAUGUGUUAGUGUAAAAAAUAAAGAAGCUGAGAGACAGAUACAAGGCAUCUGAUUGGCUGUCAUUAUCAGCCAAUCAAAUGCAUUGUAUCUUAAACAAUUAUGGACUGAGUGGGUUCCAGUCCUCAAAUUUGUCUUAAUCAGUGAAAACUAUUAAAAAUAAAUUGAUUUUGACAAUAA